This is a messenger RNA of Serendipita indica DSM 11827, 1095 nucleotides long. NCBI's taxonomy places the organism in Eukaryota, Fungi, Basidiomycota, Agaricomycetes, Sebacinales, Serendipitaceae. The record is from the annotation of a GenBank genome assembly.
AUGAACGAAACCAUACAUCCACCAACCAGUAAGCCUGUCUAUGGCUUGCCGCAUAAUGAUAAAGAGUUUGAGAGGCUAGACCUCCAGCAUGAGGCGGUAAAACUAGCAUUUGAGGGUUUAAAUGUUUGCGAUGAGCAGGUGGAUAAAAUCUUAGAAGCUUCAGACAACCAGAAAAGUGUAUUGGAUGUCGGUUCAGGUUCAGGAGCUUGGUGCAUCGACAUGGCAGAGAGAUAUCCGCACGUACAUGUCCUGGGUAUCGACAUCAAACCUCAACAUCGGUCAAACGUUCCUUCGAAUUACCUAUCCGAGAUUUGCGAUGUAAAUGAUGGCCUAGAAAAGUUUUAUGGCCAAUUCGACCUUGUUCAUACACGGUUUACGGCAGGGGUUUUUUCGGACCCACAAGCAGCGCUUAUCGAAAUGGAGCGAUGUCUCAAGCCAGGCGGACUGCUGAUUAUCAUCUCGGCAAGUUUCUUGAUCUCCGAAGACCGCAAAACUAUGUAUCCGUUGUACACCCAAGCGAAUCCACAAGGUUCAUGGUUCCAGCGCUCCGCCAUAGGAGGAUUCCCUGGAGUCAAGAAAUUAGGAGUCGAUCCACGACUAUUAGAACGCGAAAUUGACAAGGGUCUAUGGAACCACGAACUUCUGGACCCGUCCUCUUGCACAGCGGCUUUGAUCACCCCACCAAUUGGACCCUGGGCUACCCCUAAACCCAGCCGAAGCAGCGCGACUCAAGAAAGUAGGGGAAUAUUGGAGGAUAAUAUUUUGAUUGUUCAUCAUCACUGGGAGCGAGUGUACGAGGCCUCCGGACGGUCUCGUGCGGAGUGGGAGCUGACGGUCAAGAAUGUUGACGAAGAACUUCGCGAGUCUCGUCAUCAUGGGGCAAUGAGGAUCAGAGCACUGUGGGGGCGAGCUAAAGGAUUCCACGGUUCUUUCUCGAAGACUUUGACACCUGAGAAGCCUGACGGAUCAUUUCAAGUUCUCAGUAUCUAUGAUUUUGAGCACGAGUGGGUCCGCCUGUCGGAAGAGUGUCAAGCAACAAUCACACCGGAGAUGCAUUCAUUCCUCGAUGUACCAAACUUUGACGCAAUCUUGUAA